GAUUUUUUUCCCCUUCUCAGUUUUCCGGCAUCGUUCGUUCUGUACGGUUUUCCCGAGCGCGAGACAUUUUCCACACACAUAAAAAACUCAGCACACACAAAAACGCUCACAAUUUCACACAUAAUACUAACAAUCGCGGUGAACGGUCACGUAUCGCUGGUGAACUCGCCGGUACGUCAUUGAAGAGCGCGAGCCACCGCCGUCACAUCAGUACAAUUUAUUAAUAUUGUUUCCGUUGUCACCACGCCGCCAGCCACUGCGAUGACGACACGGCAGCGAAACGAACAGCGGCCCGACGACGACGACGACGAUGACGGCGGCGGCGACGGUGACGAUGACGAUGCGGUUUCGCGGUCGCCGCCACCACCACCGCCUCCACCGCCGCUAUCACCAGAACCUCCGCCACCGCCGCUACCACCACCGUUGCUACCACCGCCGCCGCCGCCGCCGCCACCGCGAUCUCCACCGUCACCGGCUCCACCGUCUCCACCACCGACCGUACGACCGGCACUGGAAGACGUGGUGGCCAGCGGAUCUGCCACAUCCGCAGCCGUGGCCGCUGCGGCCGCCAAGUUGCGGCCGGCCGAAUCGCUGAUGCUGAGCCCGUCUCUGUACUACAAACGCCUGUUGGCCGCAAACGUGGCCGCCACUUUUGGCAAAGCCGUCAAAGCGCACCACCAACAGCAGCAGCAGCAGCACCAACAGCUGCAGCAGCAACAGUUGCAACUGAACCCCCACGUCCACCACGGCGUCGGUGGACAUCCCCACGUCACCGCGCUGCACAACGCACACGGCUUGCACUUGCAGGCGGCCGGUCACCAUCACCAACAUCAACUCUUAGGCCAUCACCAGCAGCAGCAACCGUCCGCCACCGCCGGCGACAGAUCCGCGGGAGCCUGCACGUCCGGCGACGACGACGACGACGACGGUGACGACGACGACGACGACGAUGACGACGACGAUUGCGACGAUGAAGACGACGACGCGGACAGCGGCGGACACCAUCACAAAAUCGGCGGCCCGGAGAAGGCGGCUUUCCUGUGGCCGUCGCCGGAGCAACAGGCCCAGCAGCAGCAGCAACAACAGCAACAGCAGCAACAGCAACAGCAGCAACAGCAGCAACAACAGCAACACCAACAACAGCAACAACAACAGCAGCAACAACAGCAGCAGAACAACCUAGCUGCGACCGGUGGUCAGACCUUGGGCCCCGGCGCCGGUAGCCUAAACAACAACAACAACAAUAGUAGCAGCAACAACAACAACAACAACAACAACAGCAGCCACUUGAACGGCAACAAGUGUGGCGUCGGCGGUGCCGGGUCUGCCAUCCACCCGCAACACCUACAGCAGCAAGGUGGCGCGGCCACCGGGGCGGGAGGCACCGGACUGGUGCACUGGAUGUCCAUGAUGGCCGAGCACAUGAACAACGCCGCGGCCACACAUCACCACCACCAUCACCCGCAUCACCAUCAUCACCCGGCCGAUCCGGCCAACGCCAUGCACUACAUGUGGAACACGCCGGCCGUCGACGUGCAAUGCGGUGGACAUGGCAAAGAAGUGGACUAUAGUUGGACUAGACAGACAGCCAUGAAACAAGGCUAUGAGGCGAAAAUGAACAACAACGAUCACAUUCAACAGCUUUCAAAAGGUGGUAUGGAAGAUGGUUCUGGUAUGUACCAGCAGCACGGGGGUGGUACGCCGAGGUCACAUAGUACGGCAAGUACGGCUAGCAGCAUUUCACCCACUGGUAACUCGGCGACGCCCAUGCUGAUCGUACCGCAUCCGAUUAAUGCUGCUAAAAUCACGGACGCACAUCACGUGGUCACACAUCAAAAUGGUGGUGGCAGAAAAUAUACUUGCAAAAUGUGCCCAUCGGGUCGCGGUAGGAAGCGGGGCGUGAACAAAGGUAGAGACGGUCUCGGAUGGUCGAGUGUGGACCACGGAAACCCAGAGCAGAUAUUUGCGUCCAAGUCGGAAUUGCAAUUGCACUCCCAGCUGCACGUCAAAGACGUGAAACCGUACAAAUGCCAUCAGUGCAACAAGACAUUCGCCAACAGCUCGUACCUGAGUCAGCACACCCGCAUCCAUCUGGGCAUCAAACCGUACCGGUGCGACAUCUGCCAACGGAGGUUCACCCAGCUCAGCCACCUGCAGCAGCACAUACGCACUCACACCGGCGACAAGCCGUACAAGUGCAGGCACCCGGGAUGCACCAAGGCGUUCUCGCAGCUCAGCAACCUGCAGUCCCACUCUCGGUGCCACCAGACGGACAAGCCGUUCAAGUGUAACUCGUGCUACAAGUGCUUCCAGGACGAGCAGUCUCUGCUCGAGCACAUACCCAAGCACAAGGAGUCCAAACACCUCAAGACGCACAUAUGCCAGUACUGCGGUAAGUCGUACACGCAGGAGACGUACCUGUCCAAGCACAUGCAGAAGCACGCCGAGCGGAUGGACAAGCGGCCGCCGAUCAUCGGCAUACCGCGCGUGGCCCUGGAGAACGGCGCGUACUGGGGCAAGAUGUCGCCGGAUACGGCCAACAACCUGGUGGAGGCCAUCAAUCAGCAACAGCAACAGCAGCAGCAAGAAUGCAUGCAGGGAGGAGGCGGCGGCGGCGGCGGUUCCAACGGCGGUGGUGUAGCAACCGCCGGCGACUUGAACGCCGGUGGCCCGUCUAGCACCUCGGCGUCAGUGGCCGCCGACGAUCAGCCGUCCAACAGGCACGGCGCCCACCUACCCCCCGCCCCGCCCGAGUACCUGUCGGACACUUCGUCCGUCAAGACGAGCACGUCGGCGUUCACGCCCAUCCAGUCGUUCGGACUUCCGACGCACCCCCCGCCGCCACCGUCGCACCACCCGCACCACCCUCACCACCAGCAGCACCACCAACAGACCAUGUACAUGCCGUACAACCAUUUGUCGUUCUCAGGCGCCAAGCAGCUGAGCGCGCACGGCCACCAACUGUCGCCGAUGACCGGGCCCAUGGACAUGAAGCCGCCGUCCGUCGGAUCAAUGCCCAACGGGUUCCCCAAUCAGCUGAUCUCGCUGCACCACAUACGCAACUACUCGCACCAGCCGAGUCCGUCGUCCAUCAUGUCCGAACACCUGUUGCACGGUAUGAAGGACAAGGUGCAGUAGUAGUGGGUGAUGAGUGGCGGGCAUCGUCGUACCCACUCCGUUUAUAUUAUAAUAAUCGUACCCACAUUGGCACGCCGCCGCGACCCGCGCGGCCGUACCGUAUGUCGUAAUAUCUGUAUUUAUGUAUAGUUUUAAAUUAUGCAUAAUGUCAUAAUAAUAUUAUUAUUAUAUGUGUAUCGGUACGCGGAAAACCGUAUUGAUAAAAAUAUUUAUGAAACGUCCGCACGGUAUUCCUUAUAAUAUAUUAUAUUAAUAUUGUCGUCGUCGUCGCCGCCGCCGCCUGUGUCUCGUGUGGUUAGGUUAGAUAUAUAUUAAAACAUGUAUACAUUUAUACCUGGUUGGGUAUACCGGCUGUGGGUAUUAUGUAUGUAUAUAUUAUAUUAUGUAUACCUACCUUGCGACGCGAGCCAACUGUGAUGACGCACGCAUCAGCGAAUUGUCGACGACCAAUUUUCUCGCCGAUAUACGCCGUUUAAAAUCAUUAUUUUUAUUAUUAUUAUUAUUUGUAUUAUUAUAAUUAUUAUUAUCAUUAUUAUUAUUAUUAUUAUUAUUAUUAUUAUUAUUAUUAUCAUCAUUAUUAUAAAUGUGUUUUUAUACGUUUUUGUCCAAUGUCAACGUGUAUGUGUCUCAUCGUCGUCUCGAUCCAAUCCUUUGAUUAGUUUUUUUUUCAUUUAUACCUCCCUAAUAUUUUAGUAUAUUAUAUUAAAUUAAGUUUUGGUGUUAAGUUAUGGACCGAGUGUAUACGUGCGAUUUUAUUGUCCGUAUCUGUAAAACGCGUGUAAAUAUUUUAGAGCGAGUGACGAGAUGAGGAGAACAGCUAUCGUUAAUUUGUAUUGUAUUUUUUUUUCUUCAUCAUCUUCUUCUCGUCAAAGUGAAUUGUCUGUACCCAAGACUGAUGUGUACAUAAUUAAUAAUAAUUAUUGUAAAAUACAUAAACAACUAACGGAAAUCGGGCAGUAAAAUACUAUCGAAAAAAAUAUUAAAUAAUAAUGCAGUUAUAAAUGUUAGAGGUAAUAAACAUAUUUUCUCUUUAUUUUCAUUAUUAUUAUCUUUUUUUUUUUUUUUAUGGAGAGCGUUAGGGACACAGAGGUCAGUCGCGUGGAUCUCAGUAAAUUAUA
Messenger RNA from Myzus persicae (green peach aphid), 4256 nucleotides. RefSeq names its product zinc finger protein squeeze-like. Gene Ontology annotation, molecular function: DNA-binding transcription factor activity, RNA polymerase II-specific; RNA polymerase II cis-regulatory region sequence-specific DNA binding. The coding region runs from base 262 to 3138 and encodes 958 amino acids. Gene Ontology annotation, cellular component: nucleus. The record is from RefSeq and is a predicted model, not a curated record. NCBI's taxonomy places the organism in Eukaryota, Metazoa, Arthropoda, Insecta, Hemiptera, Aphididae. The transcript has 7 exons. Gene Ontology annotation, biological process: regulation of transcription by RNA polymerase II.